Protomyces lactucae-debilis is the source of this 521-nucleotide messenger RNA. RefSeq lists its product as uncharacterized. NCBI's taxonomy places the organism in Eukaryota, Fungi, Ascomycota, Taphrinomycetes, Taphrinales, Protomycetaceae. The transcript has 2 exons. Bases 63 to 410 code for a protein of 115 amino acids. The record is from RefSeq and is a predicted model, not a curated record.
AGCAGCAACACCCUCACCAGGUACAACUGACAACACAUCCUACAGACACGUACAUACAAGCUAUGAGUGCAGCAGACUACUACGGAGGCGGCAACAAUAACCACAGCGCACCUGCUCAGCCGCAAACGACGUAUCAGGCAGCAAGCGCACACCAACAACCUGGUCAAGACCAGCGCGGGAUGUUCUCCCACCAACAACAACAGCAGCCCAUGUACCCACCCCAGGGCUAUCCUCAGCAGGGAUAUCCACCUCAGGGAUACCCUCAGCAACAGCAGCCUGUGUAUGUCCAGCAGCAGCCUAUGAAACAAGGUGGUAUGGGUGCUGGAGCGGGAGCAGGCGCUGGCUGUUGUGCAGCUCUACUCUGUUGCUGCGCGGCUGAAGAAUGUGUCGAGUGUUGCUUGAUCUGCUAGACAAGACAGAUGGUAGGACGGAUUAGACAUUCUUUUAUACUCAAAGAUUCGUAUAUGUUACAAUGCAGGAGCCCAUCAUCAUGCAUGCACGAGCCCUACUCAUCCUCCAAU